Messenger RNA from Xylaria bambusicola, 1309 nucleotides. RefSeq lists its product as uncharacterized. The transcript is spliced from 3 exons. The coding region runs from base 171 to 980 and encodes 269 amino acids. The record is from RefSeq and is a predicted model, not a curated record. NCBI's taxonomy places the organism in Eukaryota, Fungi, Ascomycota, Sordariomycetes, Xylariales, Xylariaceae.
CUCCCCCCUCCAGCUACUCUCUGCUAGUCCAAGAUCUGAGUGACCGGGAUGACCACCACUCUUCGUCUUGAUCUGCUACCGGGUAACCCAUAAGGCAGCUUCUUUCGACCAACAGGUGACUAACCGACCGAGCACCAGCCACCCUAUCUUACAUAUAUCGUCUGCCUGUGAUGCCUCUCUUACCAUCCGAUGCUCGCACAUCAAUGCAUCGACAAUCGUGGCCACCUAGCGGGCUGUGGCCCUCAAGCCCUAGCCGCAUCCCGCCGGCACUAGAUGAGGACAAAGACGGGCUCUCUACAGAUGACGAAGACAUCGACAUCUCGAGAAGGCCCGAGAACCCUCUCAAAUACUUCCUAACACCCGCAACCCCUAUGGAGGAAGAGCUAGAGUUUCAGUUCGACUUCGAUGCGGGCAUCGAGGACUCGAACAGCCCCCGUCAAAUAGUGAGAAGCGUGAGCCCUUCAACGCUCGACGGCCUCAGACGAUACAAAGCCAGGAGCAAAGAAGCAGGCUGUGCUAUCCUUGAUGAUGACGACGAAGACGAGGAUGAUGAUGGAGAGGAAUACAUUCGCUUCACUCCUCAGAAGCCACUCCCCUUCGGUCUCGACGACUACUUCGAUUGCCCACGUCGUAGCUCUCCCAACCGUCGAGGCUCAGACUCUCUACUCUCGCCUUCAUCACCUUCAUUCCACGUGGGCUCGCCCAGGGGUCGUCUAGCCAAGCGCUUUGCGCCGCCACCUCCAUCUCGUCGUGUCAGGCCUCACGCUAGGACAUUGCAGCGCCGACACUCCUGGCGCGAACCCAGCCCGGACGUUUGGUCUAUCGACGAAGAACCAGAGAAGGAGACGAGAAGUGAGAUGGGGCUCAGUACUGAGGAUCUCGACGAUGGUACAGAGAAGAAGACUCAACCUAUAGAUAUACCGGCUGCAAAGCCUAGGAAGAAGAAGGUCCGGUUCGUGUUGCCAGUUACGGAGUAUUGAUUUACAUCAUAAUCAUCAUAUAUCCAUACCCAUCUCAAUUUUUCUAAACUUGCAUAUUUCCUGAUCGGCUAGGGGGUGGACAUCUACUGCAUGGGCACGGAGUCGCGGAUUGCUUGAUUUCUUAAGGGGUCUCCUUUCUGCAUCAUGGUCACUCAGGUUGUCUCUUUGGCUUUUCCUCAUCUCGUCACCGUUUCUACGGAGUGUCCUCGGCAUAUACACGGCGUCUAGGCAGGGUGGUAGUUAUCUUCUUUAUUCCUCUUAUAUUCCCAUGCAACUGAGGCAUUACGUUGGGUGGUUCUAUCUGUUCAAGGCUUUUUGGUUAUACAUGG